AUGGCAUACACAAACGAAGAAUAUUACAUGUUGAUGGCACUUGGCGAGUGCCACGGACAGUACCACGUAGCUGCAAGACGAUACGCCGAAUUGUACCCGAACCGAGCAAGACAUCCAUCGCCUCGUGUCAUACUUGGAGCGGCACAAAGAUUGUACGAGACCGGCAGUGUCCUUACGAACAAACACGACACUGGAAGAAAUCGGGAAGCAAGAAAUUUACGAAAUGUGGAGAACGUAGUACGUUCUUUCGAAGAUAAUCCUGAAAAGAGUAUUCGAGUUGUUGCUCGAGAACAGGAUUUAUCCUAUGCAACUGUGCAGAGGAUAUUGAAGGAAGAAAAGUUGCACGCAUUUCACUACACAUGCGUGCAACAUUUGCGAUCAGAAGAUUAUGAAAGAAGAAAAACGUUCUGCGAAAAUUUUCUAAGAGAAGUAGAUCGAGAUCCCAGAUUUCCUUCUCAUGUCAUAUUCAGCGAUGAAUCGCUAUUUACACGAGAAGGAAUUUAUAAUUCCCACAACAUGCAUUUUUGGAGCGACGAAAAUCCCAGAGUCACGCGACUCAGAAACUUGCAAACUCGUUGGAAGAUAAAUGUGUGGGCUGGCAUAAUGGGAACACAAAUACAUGGUCCAAUUAUUCUUCCGCAACAAACAUUAACUGGUCAAACAUACGUCGAGCUUCUAAGAGAGAACUUUCCAGAUUUUUUAGAAGAUGUACCAUUGUUGGAAAGAAAUAAAAUUAUUUUUCAACAAGACGGUGCUGGGCCACACAACGCAAGAAUUGUAACAAAUUAUUUAAAUGAUCAGUUUCCUGGACGCUGGAUGGGUCAGUAUGGCCCGAUACGUUGGCCCGCAAGAUCUCUGGAUCUCAACCCUCUCGAUUUUUUCUUGUGGGGCUAUUGUAAAGAAGUAAUUUAUAAAACGCUUCCCGAAGAUGUCGACGAUGUGGAAACAAGACUUCGACAUGCCAUUUGGGACAUCGGAGAAGAUGUAAUGCAGAACGUGGAAAGAAAUUUAUUAAAACGCAUGAGAGCUUGCGUUAGGAUGAAUGGUGGUCAUUUUGAGCACUUACUAUGA
This is a messenger RNA of Ooceraea biroi (clonal raider ant), 1071 nucleotides long. RefSeq lists its product as uncharacterized. Lineage: Eukaryota; Metazoa; Arthropoda; Insecta; Hymenoptera; Formicidae. The record is from RefSeq and is a predicted model, not a curated record. Gene Ontology annotation, molecular function: nucleic acid binding.